Messenger RNA from Daphnia pulicaria, 1473 nucleotides. Its product is annotated as nucleolar and coiled-body phosphoprotein 1-like. The coding region runs from base 1 to 1473 and encodes 490 amino acids. The record is from RefSeq and is a predicted model, not a curated record. The transcript is spliced from 2 exons. Lineage: Eukaryota; Metazoa; Arthropoda; Branchiopoda; Diplostraca; Daphniidae.
AUGGUCCUUCGAACCGUGUCGAAAUUCACGAGCAAAGACGCCCAAGCCAAGGUAUUCGUGGCCGACCCACCCAGGGAGCUUAACGAAUCUAUCGCCAACAUCAAGGCGUACGCUACAAAGCUCGUGACCGACGAUAGCAAAGGGAAAAUCAAGGACGCAAAGAGACAGGGCUGGAAGCUUCUCGAGGUCCUGUUUCCGAUUGAGUUCUACGAACUCACAGGGGCAACUCCACCCUUGGCUUUGCAGACGGCAAAGCCUAAAAACAAGUGGGAGAUCGCUAAAGCGGAGAAGUUGGAGAGAGAAGCCUUGGCAUUCUUGACUCCCGAAGAGCGAGCCAAGUUCGACGAGGACGAAGCUCAAAUUCGGAGGGAAAAAGAAGCGCAGAACGCUCUUCGACACGAGGUUCGCGCGGCCAAAAAGAGAAAGAGGGACGCAAUUGAAGAGGCAAAGCUUCGCCUGUUAGAGAAGGAAGUGACGGAAAAGCGACUGGCGUACGAGCGCACUAAACGCCGUAGGGUUAACCCAGAAGCUGACCAAGGCAACUUGGUUGCCACGGUCGAGGUCCCGUUUGUCACACCAGACGGAGACCCGGUCCUUCCAGGAGACGCUUUGGCCAAACUGUGGUCGGCUUUGGCCACAGGGAAAUUCGUCCUCCCGGGUACGGCAAACGACCCGGUAACCUCUGAGAUUCAGGCAGUGCUGGCUAAGCACCUGAGUCAGGCAGAAACUCCACAGCCUUCGGCCGCGACGAGCCAGGCACAAACUCUGCAGCCAGUGGCCUCGACGAGCCAGGCACCGACACCAAAGGCCUCGACGAGCCAGGGUCGGAAGAAAGCGACGCCAAAGCGUACGGCGGCGAAUAAGGGUAAGACGCUCGCUUCGAAAGGAGUGAACGUCGAGGCUCUGAAAACCCCGGCACUGCUUAGCCCCAUUAGCCCCAAGCUAACGAAAGGCAAGGGGGCGGCCCGGCCGAAGUCCGGGACGAAAGCACCCGCUAUAGACAUAGACAAGCUAAUAGCGGAAGCCACCACGAACUCAGUAAAGGUCAUUUUGGACAAGUCUGACGGGUCACUCGCGGGAGUCAAACAGGUGAAAGCCUUAAAACCCGGGAGAAAGUCACUGUUUAACCCUCCGUCAAAGGAGUUGGUGGAGGCAGCAGCGAAAGCAUCGGCCCGGCGAAAGGGUCUUCGAUCGGCGGCAGAAGGCGAGGUAAAUCUAGCUGACGCAGCCAAAAAUCUCUACGGGGAGGACUUGGAGGAGUUGCCUAGCGAAAAGGAGGACGAACUCCUAAAGGAACCGGCCCGAGCCCCGGUAUCGGCAGAAGAGCUGCAGCCACGCCCGGUCUCGAGACGAUCGGGCCAACGGAUCGACUCAGGUGACGAAUCAGAUCCAGGACUACAGCUCACAGCCGAAGACGAGGAGGAGGCGCUCAAGGCGGCAGCUCUCAGCACCCUCCCAAAAGCGGCGCAAUAG